GCUUCGUUCAGUUUCAGUUAGGCUACCAACAUGGCAAAACCGAUUUUAUACUUUACGUCUGGCUCGCAGCCAUGCCGAGCGGUUUUACUGUUGAUUAGACAUCUAAAUCUGGACGUUGAAGUGAAAGUUAUCGACUUGUUUCACGGUGAACAACAUUCUGCGGAGUUUUUAAAAAUAAAUCCUGCCCAUGAGGUACCAACGCUAGUCGAUGGAGACUUCGUGUUGACAGAAUCUCGAGCAAUUUUGGCAUAUCUGAUCAACUCUAGAAAAGCGGGAAGUGAUCUGUAUCCAACAGAUCCACAGGCAAGAGCGAGAGUUGAUCAACGUCUCAAUUACGAUCAUGUUUUGUUCAACAAAAACACAUCGAUGUAUCGACCGCUCAUUUUCGGUGAAAUUGCGGCUAUUGUUCCACAAGCACGUGACGCUGUCAUUAAUACUGUAAAAGUCAUUGAAACGUUCCUCGAGAAUUCAAAGUGGAUCGCUGGCGAUAAUCUCACCAUCGCCGAUUUCUCCGCUCUUGCUAACAUUUCAACCAUAGUCGAAUUUGGAUAUGACUUGACGCAACAUAUGAAUUUAAAUCGUUGGUAUGAGCAAUGCAAAUCGCUGAACGGCUUUGAAGAGAAUUUAGAAGGAGCUAAGUUAUUGGCUUCCAUUGUGAAGAGCAAGACCGACACAAUAUUUUGAAGAUAAAAUUAUUAUGUUGUCCGUGUCCGUACAAUGUGUCGCAAUCAAUAAUAAAAGUUACUAAGCAGAAAAAUUUCUUAUCUGCCGAGAUAAGCUAAAUUCA
Bradysia coprophila is the source of this 787-nucleotide messenger RNA. RefSeq names its product glutathione S-transferase 1-1-like. The record is from RefSeq and is a predicted model, not a curated record. Lineage: Eukaryota; Metazoa; Arthropoda; Insecta; Diptera; Sciaridae. Gene Ontology annotation, molecular function: glutathione transferase activity. Gene Ontology annotation, biological process: glutathione metabolic process.